AUGGGAACAAAAAUUGAAUAUUCCAUAAAUCCACUAGCAUACUCAGGAGACUGCAACAACUUCACUUUGAGUGGUGUUGAUGCCAGGGAACAUUAUCAAAACAAAGAAGUAAAAGUGAUUAACAAUAAUUUGCAGAAUCCAAUGGACAAGAAGCUUAACAGAAACAACAUAGAAUCCAUCAAAAAGACAAUGCAGAUGCAUGAGGACAUCUUCAAAAACCAGGUAAAGGAACUUCAUAGAGUAUACAAUGUACAAAAAGUGCUAAUGGAUGAGCAAAAAAAUAAAAAAUUUUGGACCCCUAUGAAUGGUAGCAUAGGUAUAAACCAAGGUUAUUUUGUUCAACAACCAACACAAAUUUCAUUUAGCCAUGUCCAAAUUUUGAAAGAGGAUUUAAUGAUAAAGGAAAGAAGUGGAAGCAAUUCAGGAGAUAUGAUGAUAAUAAAAAAAAGAGAAAGUGAUUUUGAUCUUGAAAAGCCAGCAGCAAGUGAUUGUGAUGAUGAUGAAGAUAUGGAAGUGGAUUUAACUUUAUGUAUAGGAGGAAGCAACCAAACAAAGAAUAAGAAGAAAAAGUCUUAUAAUUUGCUUCCAUUACCAAAUUCUUAUGUCUCUUUUCAAUCAGAUAGAAUUGGAGAUUGUAGUGACCCUACCACACCAAUGAGCAGCUCUAGUGUUACAUAUGAUCAAGAUAAAAAGAUGCCACAUUGGUUUUCUCAAGGUUUAAAGCUUAAAUAG
Molecule: messenger RNA, 732 nt
Organism: Lathyrus sativus (Indian pea)
Lineage: Eukaryota; Viridiplantae; Streptophyta; Magnoliopsida; Fabales; Fabaceae
Source: the annotation of a GenBank genome assembly